Pseudo-nitzschia multistriata is the source of this 1345-nucleotide messenger RNA. The record is from the annotation of a GenBank genome assembly. Lineage: Eukaryota; Bacillariophyta; Bacillariophyceae; Bacillariales; Bacillariaceae.
CUCGAACCGAUUCCAUCCUAUCUAAGCAGUUGCACAGCACCAUACGCUACCGUGCGAUACGGAAACAGGACCGAAGAAAGACACCCAAGAAGAUCAAAGACUGCGGAGUCGUACGGCAGCACUACACUGCACCGCACUUCACUAGACUUUACUAGACCACACAAGACCAAACAACGCAUACCACAACCACCACAAGGAAGACAAGAUGACGAACAUGAUCAAGGACGUCUUCGACAAGCAGGUCCUGGAGCUCAAGAAGCUCUGGGCCAACAAGCGCCAGCUGCUCUUUCAAUUGCUGAACCUGGCCAUGAUCGUCUUCUCGGCGCUGAUGAUCUGGAAGGCACUCAUGUGCUACACAAAGGUGGGUUGGCUCUCGUUUUGUUUUGUUUCGUUCGUUUCGAUGGGACGCAAUGCCGUGCCGUGCCAUGCGAUGCAAUGCCAUGCCAUGCAUGCAGCGUGCCCUGUUUGCGGCCGGGGCCGAGCACCGUGCCGCCGGAAGAAUUCCCUGUAGCAGCGCUUGUUUGUGGUCGCUGGUUGUGGUUGCCGACGAUGGCGAGGGAGGAGGAAGACGAUGCCCUGUUUGUGGUUUUUUUUUUUUGCCGCGUUCCAGUAGUUCUCACCCACCUCCAACUCGUUUGUUUCCGACCCGCGAUUGAUCCGUGCAACAAUCGUUGUGCGUGGCAACGACUCGACGAUUCCGUGCGCCAUGCAAUGGGAUGCGAUGCUAUGCUAUGCCACUGAACGAACCGAAUUCACGCAACCAACACAAAACAAUACCAAACCAAUACCAAACGCAACCAAAACRACGGGCACACCACCACACCACACCACUCAAACACCACCGUAUUGUGCUACGAACCACCACGACGGCAGAGCGAGUCGCCGGUGGUGGUGGUCCUGUCGGGAUCGAUGGAGCCCGCCUUUCAGCGCGGGGACAUUUUGUUCCUGAACAACAGCGUGGAGCAGGUCGGCGUCGGGGACGUGGUGGUCUUCAAGAUCAAGGACCGCGACAUCCCCAUCGUCCACCGKAUCCUCAAGGUCCACCAGGACGGCCCGGACGGCAGGGUGGAGCUGCUGACGAAGGGAGACAACAACCGGGUCGACGACCGCGGCCUGUACGCGCCGGGACAGCUGUGGCUGGAGCGGGAGGACAUACUGGGCAAGGCGGUGGGAACCCUGCGGUACGUGGGCAUGGUGACGAUCGCCCUGAACGACUACCCCGUGCUCAAGUACGUUUUGGUGGGGAUGAUGGGGCUCUUUGUGCUGACGAGCAAGGAGGGAUAGGAGACGCACCACGCCACGCCACAGCACAGCACRSCACAUUGCACGCGYACCACACACAAAC